This is a messenger RNA of Carassius gibelio (silver crucian carp), 2471 nucleotides long. It is a transcript of the gene gabrr2b, whose product is annotated as gamma-aminobutyric acid type A receptor subunit rho2b. Gene Ontology annotation, molecular function: GABA-A receptor activity; neurotransmitter receptor activity; extracellular ligand-gated monoatomic ion channel activity. Gene Ontology annotation, biological process: chemical synaptic transmission; monoatomic ion transmembrane transport; nervous system process. The record is from RefSeq and is a predicted model, not a curated record. The transcript has 9 exons. NCBI's taxonomy places the organism in Eukaryota, Metazoa, Chordata, Actinopteri, Cypriniformes, Cyprinidae. Bases 710 to 2107 code for a protein of 465 amino acids. Gene Ontology annotation, cellular component: membrane; GABA-A receptor complex; neuron projection.
UAUAUAUAUAUAUAUAUAUAUAUAUAUAUAUAUAUAUAUAUAUAUAUAUAUAUAUAUAUAUAUAUAUAUAUAUAUAUCUGUCAAGCAAUUAAUUGCAUCCGAAAUAAAAGUUUUUGAUUACAUAAUAUAUUUGUGUACUGUAUAUUUUAUGUAUAUAUAAAUAAACACUUGCAUAUAUAAGUUAUGUUUGUUUAUAUAUAUAUAUAUAUAUAUAUGUAUAUAUGUGCUUGUAUUUAUAUACAUAAUAAAUAUACACAGUACACACGUGUUAUGAACGAAAAGUUUUGCAUUUGAUUAAUUUCAGAGAUUGGAAUUUAAAUAGAGUAACAUCAUAUAUGUGAAUCAGUACUGUAGAUAAAAUAAAUGUUGGCCCAAUGAUAGACAACUAAAACAUCUUCAUCUGUUUUACUUCUUUAAGCAACACCACAGUUGCUCUAGACAAAUAUUUAAAAGGACAAGUAAUGCAAUAAAAAAAUAUUAAAAAGUGAAAACUGCACAAAAAUGUUGCAAUGACCAAAUGUUGCACUAAAUUAAAAGUUCAAAUGUAACCUAUAGGUCUCAAUAUUCUGGCUCGACGCGAUGUCCUGACCAAUCAGAGCGCGCGCGAGCUCGAGCGUCCAGCGCCUGCAGACUCUGAGCUGACUUCAGUCUGAUCUGAUGAACGGAGGCUGACUGGAAGACGAGAUGACUGUCUCAUCUCUCCUUCACCAUGUCUCGCUUCACAACAGCUGUUUUUCUUCUGCUGUGCGCGAGUGUGUGCGGUCAGUGCGGGAAGAUGAAGCACAGCCUCAGGAGAACAUCUGAACAACAUCACAAACACGGAACUUCACUUUUCAAGAAGAUGUUGGAUGAAACUAAGACACAUCAGCUGAAAUCAGACCAUCUGCUGCGUGUUGAUGACCAUGACUUCACUAUGAGACCAGCGUUUGCGGGUCCUGCAGUACCAGUAGGUGUGGAUGUACAGGUAGAGAGUUUGGACAGUAUCUCAGAAGUAGAUAUGGACUUCACCAUGACGCUAUACCUGAGACACUACUGGAAGGACGAACGAUUGUCUUUUCCCAGUAAAGCCAAUAAAAGCAUGACUUUUGAUGGUCGGUUAGUGAAGAAAAUCUGGGUUCCUGAUGUGUUCUUUGUUCAUUCCAAACGCUCCUUCAUCCACGACACCACCACGGAGAACAUCAUGAUCAGGGUAUAUCCUGACGGACAUGUGCUCUACAGCCUCAGGGUGACUGUAACUUCAGCAUGUAAUAUGGACUUCAGUCGAUUCCCACUGGACACGCAGACCUGCACAUUAGAGCUGGAGAGCUAUGCUUACACUGAUGAAGACCUGAUGCUCUACUGGAAGAGUGGAGAUGAAUCACUGAGCACAGAUGACAAGAUCUCUCUGUCUCAGUUCCUCAUUCAGGAGUUUCACACCACCUCCAGACUGGCCUUCUACAGCAGCACAGGUUGGUACAAUCGCCUUUACAUCAACUUCACUCUGCGUCGUCAUAUCUUCUUCUUCCUGCUUCAGACGUACUUUCCCGCCACUCUGAUGGUCAUGCUGUCAUGGGUGUCCUUCUGGAUCGACCGGCGAGCUGUUCCCGCUCGAGUCUCAUUAGGCAUCACGACGGUGCUCACCAUGUCCACCAUCAUCACUGGAGUGAACGCCUCCAUGCCCAGAGUCUCCUACAUCAAAGCUGUGGACAUUUACCUGUGGGUCAGCUUCGUCUUCGUCUUUUUAUCAGUACUUGAGUAUGCUGCCGUAAACUACCUGACCACAGUGCAUGAUGGGACAGAUCGCAAAUCAAAGGAGAAGCCUUUACCUUGCACAUGUGACAUAUCUCAAGCAAGGACUAUGAUUCUGGAUGAAGCAUACAGUAGGCCUGAUACUAAUGGCCUGACAGGAUACACACAGGCUCCUGUCUCCUCUGAGAAGGCUGCAGAUAAACAGGACCACAUGGUGGUGUGCCUGUCUUUGGCAAAUGAGGCCACAGCAGCCAAGAAGAAGAGCCUUCGAGGCUUCCGUAUCAUCCAAAACACUCACGUCAUUGAUGCCUACUCUCGCAUGAUCUUCCCAGGGGCCUUUAUAUUCUUCAAUCUUAUCUAUUGGUCUGUAUACUGCUGAAUUGCCUUACAAAGAGAUUGUGGUCGUAGCAUAUUGAAACACUUAUGUAUUAACAAAAGUAAAAGACAAUUGUUAUUUGUUAUAGAUUGAAAGGGACAGCACAGGUAAACAAGAUCAUGACAUAAUGCAUGUGAACUGUACACAUUGUAGGAUAAGAAAAAAUUUAAUCUGAGAAUCCUAUUUGUUGAUUGCAUUUACUUUUUUUUAUUGUAUUACUUUUUAUUUCAAAAGUAAGUGGUACAUAUUCAGUCUGAAAUUACCUGGAGCUGAAUGAAUGUUACUGUACUGUAAAACAGUAGACACAGUCAUCAGAAUAGUUAUUACAUGUUCAAAAGCCGUAAUAAAACAUAUUUAUACAAGUAAA